This is a messenger RNA of Chlamydomonas reinhardtii, 1288 nucleotides long. RefSeq lists its product as uncharacterized. NCBI's taxonomy places the organism in Eukaryota, Viridiplantae, Chlorophyta, Chlorophyceae, Chlamydomonadales, Chlamydomonadaceae. The transcript has 3 exons. The coding region runs from base 932 to 1156 and encodes 74 amino acids. The record is from RefSeq and is a predicted model, not a curated record.
CCCAGAGGGCUCUUCUGCUGAUAGCGACUCUGUCAGCAAGUCUGCUAAGCUUCCAGCGCUCAGCGCAACAGUGAUUGAGAUAUGGGCCUUCGGCCACAGUUUCCCCCCUCCCCGCGGGCAACACUCCGUGCCCCGGGCGUCGGCACGUCUGGUCGCAUCGGACCUCGUCUUCGUGACCCGUCAACCCUAGCGACGCGGCCCUGCGGUAUCAUACGUACCCAAGCUACGUAUAUCGGCAGCUACAAGCGCCUGGACGCGCACCGACGAGCCUCGCGAGUCUUCGGUCAAGGACGUCGAGACCGGCCAAGGCUUCCCGACCCCUCCGUCAAGGCUUCGGCUAUCAAGACCUGACUACACGACACUCGUGUGCAAGUCAAGGCUAUUCUGAGACUCCCAUCACGUCAGCGACGCGAAGACCGACAACUUGACAUCGAUUCAAGACCGGCUUCACUGGGUCAACGCUUCGAGUAGUUCGAAAGUUUCAACAAGACCUUCGGACUACAUACGAGCCCAGCCCAAGAACAACUGACAGAGUCUUGAGAUUCCGAUUCAUUCUGGGCUGUCAAGCCAGUCCAAAAGGCUUGCAGCAGCCAAGCUGUACAUAUCUUAGGGGGAAGGGAGCUGAGUGAGACAGCACCCACGGCGCCAGUUGCUUGGAUUCUUGCAUCGGCUUGACACGUUUCGUGCCAUUGCUCACAGGUCUCCCUUGCUUCGGCGCAUUCCCGCCGGCUUGGAGCGACCCGGCCCUCACGGCCUCUCGCCCAGCCAACUAUAUUUAUCCUGACCGUGAUCCUCAACGUCUCCAACUGUCGCAACCUGGGUGCUCGGGCGAAACCUGAGCGACACGCCCAACACCAGCAUUCAAGGCUGCGCGGCCGCUACUAUGGCAGUGUGAGCUAUCCCAAGCGCGUGCAGUGAGUUGCCCUGCAGAAUGGGUACACCACCAACCAAUGAGUCCUACUUCGAUACCUUUCCCUUCCGCCCGCGGAUUGGCGAUAGCGGACUGACCAAGACGCUGGGAUUCGCAGAUCCACACCCCAUCGACCGCCCGCUCUACCCGCACUUCAAGACGCGCGCGGGGACGUGUCAUCGAGUGCCGAGAAGCGAAACAACGUGGCAGCGCGACCGACCAGUACAGCGUGCCGAUGGGGUCUGAACUUCACUCAAAGCGAACAAGAGUAAAUUCUAAAUUACUUAGCGAUGGCUUUAUUGAUGGUAUCGCGACUACUGAUGUCACUAUGAACUGAGAGGUUUCGGCCGAGUUUCCUUUGAGUUUCCGCCGAGUUUC